This is a messenger RNA of Physeter macrocephalus (sperm whale), 3379 nucleotides long. RefSeq names its product upstream binding transcription factor (gene UBTF). Lineage: Eukaryota; Metazoa; Chordata; Mammalia; Artiodactyla; Physeteridae. The coding region runs from base 453 to 2726 and encodes 757 amino acids. The transcript has 21 exons. The record is from RefSeq and is a predicted model, not a curated record.
AAGACGCAGGAGAGAAGCAGGAGGCAGGAGGCAGCGGGGAGGGAGCAAUGGGACCGGGAAGCCGCAGGUUCCCUCGUAAAUCCCCCUCCGUCCCCACGUCGUCUCGCCGGCCGCGGCAGGGGAGCGAGGAGCCGGGCGAGCAGAUGGAGGAGUGGAGCUCGCUCUAGGCAGCGGGCUUGGCCGGAGAAUGGAGGAGCCGCCAAGCGAUCGGCUGAUUGGAAGAGAAACGCAGAGCGAUGGAGGCGGGGGUAGGAGGACGAUUUCUCUGCGGGGACUGGCGGCGGCGUAUACGCCCGGGUCGGGCGCUGCAGAGCUUGGCUGGUUUUCAACCCGCGCUCGCCGGCUCCAGCCCCGCGCGCCCCCACCCCUCCCGGCGGCUCCGCAGGGUGAGGUGGCUUUGACCCCGGCUUGCCUGGCCAGCACGACCGAGGAGGUGGCUGGACGGCUGGAGAAUGAACGGAGAAGCCGACUGCCCCACAGACCUGGAAAUGGCCGCCCCCAAAGGCCAAGACCGUUGGUCCCAGGAAGACAUGCUGACUUUGCUGGAAUGCAUGAAGAACAACCUUCCAUCCAAUGACAGCUCCAAGUUCAAAACCACCGAGUCACAUAUGGACUGGGAAAAAGUAGCAUUUAAAGACUUUUCUGGAGACAUGUGCAAGCUCAAAUGGGUGGAGAUUUCUAACGAGGUGAGGAAGUUCCGCACGUUGACAGAAUUGAUCCUCGAUGCUCAGGAGCACGUUAAAAAUCCUUACAAAGGCAAAAAACUCAAGAAACACCCGGACUUCCCAAAGAAGCCCCUGACCCCUUAUUUCCGCUUUUUCAUGGAGAAGCGGGCCAAGUACGCAAAACUCCACCCCGAGAUGAGCAACCUGGACCUGACCAAGAUUCUGUCCAAGAAAUACAAAGAGCUGCCAGAGAAGAAGAAGAUGAAAUAUAUUCAGGACUUCCAGAGGGAGAAACAGGAGUUUGAGCGAAACCUCGCCAGAUUCAGGGAGGAUCACCCAGACCUAAUCCAGAAUGCCAAGAAGUCGGACAUCCCUGAGAAGCCCAAAACCCCCCAGCAGCUGUGGUACACCCACGAGAAGAAGGUGUACCUCAAAGUGCGGCCAGAUGCCACUACGAAGGAGGUGAAGGACUCCCUGGGGAAGCAGUGGUCUCAGCUCUCGGACAAAAAGAGGCUGAAAUGGAUUCAUAAGGCCCUGGAGCAGCGGAAGGAGUACGAGGAGAUUAUGCGUGACUAUAUCCAGAAGCACCCCGAGCUCAACAUCAGCGAGGAGGGCAUCACCAAGUCCACCCUCACCAAGGCCGAACGCCAGCUCAAGGACAAGUUUGACGGGCGACCCACCAAGCCACCUCCGAACAGCUACUCGCUGUACUGCGCAGAGCUGAUGGCCAACAUGAAGGACGUGCCCAGCACAGAGCGCAUGGUGCUGUGCAGCCAGCAGUGGAAGCUGCUCUCCCAGAAGGAGAAGGAUGCCUACCACAAGAAGUGCGACCAGAAAAAGAAAGAUUAUGAGGUGGAACUGCUCCGUUUUCUAGAGAGCCUGCCUGAGGAGGAACAGCAGCGGGUCCUGGGGGAGGAGAAGAUGUUGAACAUCAACAGGAAGCCAGCCACCAGCCCAGCCUCCAAGAAGCCCUCCCAGGAAGGGGGCAAGGGUGGCUCGGAGAAGCCCAAGAGGCCUGUGUCAGCCAUGUUCAUCUUCUCGGAAGAAAAGCGGCGGCAGCUGCAAGAGGAGCGGCCUGAGCUUUCAGAGAGCGAGCUGACCCGCCUGCUGGCCCGCAUGUGGAAUGACCUGUCAGAGAAGAAAAAGGCCAAGUACAAGGCCCGGGAGGCAGCACUGAAGGCCCAGUCAGAGAGGAAGCCAGGCAAGCUGCCAGAGUCGCCCAAAAGAGCCGAGGAGAUCUGGCAACAGAGUGUCAUCGGCGACUACCUGGCCCGCUUCAAGAACGACCGGGAGAAGGCCUUGAAAGCCAUGGAGAUGACUUGGAACAACAUGGAAAAGAAGGAGAAACUAAUGUGGAUUAAGAAGGCGGCCGAAGACCAAAAGCGAUAUGAGAGAGAGCUGAGUGAGAGGCGGGCACCCCCGGCUGCUGCAAACUCAUCCAAGAAGAUGAAGUUCCAGGGAGAACCCAAGAAGCCUCCCAUGAACGGUUACCAGAAGUUCUCCCAGGAGCUCCUGUCCAACGGGCAGCUGAACCACCUGCCACUGAAGGAGCGCAUGGUGGAGAUUGGCAGCCGCUGGCAGCGCAUCUCCCAGAGCCAGAAGGAGCACUACAAAAAGCAGGCCGAGGAGCAGCAGAAGCAGUACAAAGUGCACCUGGACCUCUGGGUCAAGAGUCUGUCUCCCCAGGACCGUGCGGCAUAUAAAGAGUACAUCUCUAAUAAACGUAAGAGCAUGACCAAGCUGCGAGGCCCAAACCCCAAGUCCAGCCGGACCACCCUGCAGUCUAAGUCGGAGUCUGAGGAUGACGAUGAAGAGGAUGAAGAUGAGGAGGAUGAGGACGAUGAGGAGGAAGAUGACGAGAACGGGGACUCCUCCGAGGACGGCGGGGACUCCUCCGAGUCCAGCAGCGAGGACGAGAGCGAGGAUGGGGACGAGAAUGAGGAGGAUGACGACGACGAGGACGACGACGAGGACGAGGACGAGGACGAGGACAAUGAGUCCGAGGGCAGCAGUUCCAGCUCCUCCUCCUCGGGGGACUCCUCGGACUCGGACUCCAACUGAGGCUCAGCCCUACCGGGGCUCCCCUCCCAACUGACCACCUUUGUUUCUCCCCCAUGUUCUGUCCCCUGCCCCUUGGCCUCCCCCACUUUCUUUCUUUCCCUUUUUUUUUUUUUUUUUUUUUUUUUUUUUUUUUUAAACAAAAUACGGUGGGGGGGGAGGCACUGGAGGCGCCCAGGCCAGAACUCUUCGGCCUCAGAGACAUCAGCCCUGGGGGGCCCUCCAGGGAGCACAACCAUCACACUGAGCCACCACUGGACCGGCCCAGCCCACCCCCCUCUGCACUUGCGGUUCCGGCAUGGACAAUGGACCUGGGAGUGGGAUGGGGGGGGGGGGGUCCCAAAGAGUUCAGUGAGGCCCCCUACACCUGCAGCCCGACCCAAGGGAGGGUGGAAGCUUGGGGAAGACCCCUUUCUUUCCAGAGGGGCUUGCAGCCUGGACCCCUACUUUGGAACUGGAGGCAGGGAACAUGGGAGAGGAGGGCGGGCGCCUAUGGGAAAAUAGGCACUGCCCCGUGGCCCUCUCCUGCCCCCUGCGGGAAGGAGCUGCCUGGACCCACUCACGGGAGGGGGGAGGGGGCAGAAGUGUUUUUUAUAUAUGUGUAUAUAUUUUUUUUUUUUAAGCUCUGAGCUGUCAACGAGACGUUUCCUACCGAC